AUGACAAAUAUUCAUAAUAAUAAUGAAGAAGAUCUAAUUUAUGAUACCGAUGGUUGUUUAUUAUUUAUGCAAACCGCUCAAUCAAAUUUAUCUUUAUUUAAUGUUAGUUGUGACUCACUUAAUUCAAAUGAAAAUGAAGAUUUUAAUAUAAAAUCAACACAAAUAUUAAAUUCAAAUAAACAAUACAGCAGUUCAAUCGAUAUUCAUUUCGAAAUAAAAAAAAUUAAUCAUCGUUCAACAAUAAUCUUUUCCGAUGAUACGAAUAUUUCACAAACAAAUACAUUACAAAGAUGGAAAGGACUUGAAUUAUUAAAUACAUAUGCAUAA
This is a messenger RNA of Adineta steineri, 327 nucleotides long. The record is from the annotation of a GenBank genome assembly. NCBI's taxonomy places the organism in Eukaryota, Metazoa, Rotifera, Eurotatoria, Adinetida, Adinetidae.